This is a messenger RNA of Fimicolochytrium jonesii, 859 nucleotides long. RefSeq lists its product as uncharacterized. The coding region runs from base 274 to 540 and encodes 88 amino acids. NCBI's taxonomy places the organism in Eukaryota, Fungi, Chytridiomycota, Chytridiomycetes, Spizellomycetales, Powellomycetaceae. The transcript has 2 exons. The record is from RefSeq and is a predicted model, not a curated record.
AUAACGCAAAGGGGGACGAACGUGCAUAGCUGCCAAGUCUGAAUAUAUAACCCACGGCUGUCGAAGAAAGUCGCUCCUCGAAUCAAAGAAUCGUUUCCGUAAACAACAACUUACUGUAAAACUGGAAUUUGGCAUAUACUUGUAUCUCGCAAAAUCUGUAUAUCACCAGCGUACAUACCCAAACUACCGUUUCUUCCGCAUAUACAAACGUCCAUACCCUCCAAUCAUCGCACACCGUCCUCGUUAGAAACUUCGAAUCGAAGGAACAUCAAGAUGGCUCCCGCAGCCCCAAUCAUCGUCGCCGCAACCGGCUUAGGCGCCGUCGCCGCCUACUUCGUGACACGCAGGGACAGCACCCAGCAGCGUGCCCCAGGCAGUCUCUCCAAUCUCGCCAACAGCAGGUACACGCACGCCAACCCGGGCAGUCUGCAAACCCGCCCGGUUAGCUACCGUCACAAUGCAGACACCACUGCGCACUAUGGAACUGAGCAGAGGUGGGCACGCGAUGGAAGUGUCAUGGGCUCGUGGAAAAGCUACUAGGCUUGGGUGCGGCGAUGUGUGUUGAAAAAGCAAGACCUUGAGGCGUGACACCGCCGAGUACGCAGUGCACUUCUCAUUCUCUUAAGUCAUGAGGGAGCCCGCUUUCACUCGCCUCCCCCUCAUACUUGUUUCACCCAUCAUACUCGUUCAUUCUCGUGUUGCUUCGUGUAGUGCAUAAGCCUUGGUAUCUUUCUUGAAUACAAUCCUUUUUGGCUCCACCCAUCAACCCGUUCUCGCCUGAAUACUCUCAUUGUCCGUUUUUGGGGGAUGCACGGUUGUAAUUCGAGAUGAAAGUGGAAAAAAAGCGUUCCAAACGGUA